Messenger RNA from Ictalurus punctatus (channel catfish), 4505 nucleotides. It is a transcript of the gene rnd1b, whose product is annotated as Rho family GTPase 1b. The record is from RefSeq and is a predicted model, not a curated record. Gene Ontology annotation, molecular function: GTPase activity; GTP binding. Bases 123 to 821 code for a protein of 232 amino acids. Lineage: Eukaryota; Metazoa; Chordata; Actinopteri; Siluriformes; Ictaluridae. The transcript is spliced from 5 exons. Gene Ontology annotation, biological process: small GTPase-mediated signal transduction.
AGCAGAUCAGGCACGCGCGCUUGGGCUGUUUGGAUCCGAGUCUGUUUGCAGGCAUUUGCGCUCUUGCUGCUUUCUUUUUGUUUUUGUUUUUGUUUUUUACAACUUUUACAUAAACAGUAAGAAUGAAGGAGAGGAGAAACGCACAGCCACUGGUGAUUAGAUGUAAGCUGGUUCUGGUUGGUGACGUGCAAUGCGGGAAAACAGCUAUGCUGCAGGUCCUGGCAAAAGACUGCUAUCCAGAGACGUAUGUGCCCACUGUGUUUGAGAACUACACAGCAUGCCUGGAGCUUGAAGAUCAGCGUGUGGAAUUGAGUUUGUGGGACACAUCAGGUUCUCCUUACUAUGACAAUGUGAGGCCACUUUGUUACAGCGACUCUGAUGCCGUGCUCCUGUGCUUUGACAUCAGCCGUCCAGACACUGUCGACAGUGGACUCAAGAAGUGGAAGACAGAGAUCAUGGACUUCUGCCCCAACACCCGCAUUCUACUUGUCGGCUGCAAAACGGACCUGCGCACGGAUGUGUGUACACUGAUGGAACUCUCCAAUCAGAAACAAACACCCAUUACCCAAGAGCAGGGUUCAGCCAUGGCCAAGCAACUGGGGGCUGAGGCUUACCUAGAGUGCUCAGCCUUCACGUCAGAAAAGAGCAUCCACAGCAUUUUCCGCACUGCAGCUCUGGCCUGCAUCAACAAGCUUCAGCCGCUGGCCAAGUCUAGCCCCAAUCGGCGCCUCUCUAAACGGCUCCUCCACCUGCCCAGCCGCUCUGAGCUGCUCUCUUCCACCUUCAAGAAGGAGAAGGCCAAGAGCUGCUCAGUCAUGUGAGCAGCGGGGUUGCUCUCCUCACCCCGCAAGCUUUUCCCUCCCCCCGUGCUUUAGUCCGGGGAAGGGGGGUGGGUUUUCCGAUGUCCUCAUCGCGAAGGCUUCGUCUGGGAAUCCUUCCUCACCCCCCGACAAAAUGCAUUUCAGAACAAGUGGACACUUUGCUGUCCGCUUUGUCCUGAUCUCUACACCAGUGCAUACCUGUCUUACACAGUACAGUAUCUUGCUUUUCUCGAUCGAGGUUUGAUCAUCAACCGUCAUUUCUUCAUCCUUUACUGUUAAGAGAAUUUGUGGUCCGACUUAGUAAAUAAGGAACCAGUGUUCAGCAUAUGAGGUUCGGUAACAUGACAUAAAUGUGAUAAAAACGCAUUAUUGGCUCUUGAGUGUCAACUAUAUCUGAUAUUCUUAAAAAUUAAUUAAAAAAAAAAAAAGUUCAAAAAUAUAGAGAAUAUGUACAAAAGAGUGUCCGUGAAAGUAAGGCUUCAGUUGGUGGAGCAUAAGGAAACUGUGUAAGGCCCAGGUUAUUAUAGAGGUGUUGGAGAAAGAGGUUGUUGGCCAUGAAGGCUUAUCUGGCAUUAUAAUGCUGACUGAAUUGGCUGCUGUGCAGACUGGAUACUGUAAUUCUGUUGGAAUCUGCCUGUAAUGUUGGGCUUUCUUGAACAGCCAAACAUUAAGAUAGGUGAACGUUAUAAUUGAUGAAGUAAGGAUAGAGGGGGGGGGGGCUAAAAACAAAUUUGCAGCCAGCGAUUUUUCAAAAGGCAACCAAAGACAAGCUUACUGUCCCCUCUGAUUAAAUACCACCUGAUGUAAGUGCUUCUGCAUUUAAAAAGACAAUAAAUAAUUGCCCUUGUGAACAAGAGAGAAAGAGGGAGGUGUAACUGUUGGCCCACCGGUACAUGAGUCUCCCACGUAGUGAUCAUGGAGAGCCAUGUAUCUGUGAGCCUCGGUGGGAACUCCAAAUCAUCCAACGUAAAGCUGAAUUGGACUUCAGAAAUAAUUUAGGUUCUCGAGGAUGUUUUUCUUAAAACUGUUGUAGCACCAUGUUGAUAUUUGCUCAAUCAACAAGGAUUUCAAAUAAAUCUAAACAUAUGCAGACAAGAUUGUCUUUUGAUCAACUUUUAUUCAAUCUACAUCAGACUGAAAUCGAACCAUCUUCACAUGCCAUUUAUAAUGGGUUUUAUACACAUUUCUUAAGAAUCUCGAUGUAGCACUCCAUCUUCUCUCUCCUGUGUACAGGUUUUUCUUGCCUUGUUGCCCGAUCUGAUCUACAGAAGUCUCGAGGCAGACUUUUGCGGGCAGUUCGGUACAUAUCUAAAUAUGGCUCCUUCUAAAUAAAUUCUUAAGCUUGGACAGUUUUUGUGUGCAGUGCUGCUCUCGAAAAAUCUGCUUUUAACCACAAAGCAAUAAUGAUUGACGUGCUUGUGACGCAAAGUAUAUAGAGUGGCAAUAAUAAAAAAAAUAAAUAAAAUUGCUUUGUGAUUAUAACGUCCUGUGACAGCUUUGUGGUUGUGCGUGGCCCUGCCUCCAUUACCGCUGUAAAAACAAGCCAGUCUUAUCGUAAUUUUGUUGUAUGAAGGGUUUUUGUUUUUUGUGUAGCGUAAACCUGUGUCAAAGUAAUAUUGGAUUUAAGAACAACCCAACCAUUUAAGUGCAACACAUUUAAUGUAACAUUUUGUGGUCAGGAAGGUGUAUGGGCGUGGGAUAGGUGACCGCUGUAGGCAUGGUGACGGGCAGACGAGUGGAGCAUGCAGGGUCCUUCAGUGGUCUCUGAAUUUGGACAGUUUUAAUGUGUGGAACACUCGGUAGCACUAUCUUGGAAGCCAAUUUUCAUAAAUCAUUAUAACUAUACUAAUUAUCAUUUGUAAUGAUUCCUUGUAAGAAUUUUUGCUUACAACUCCUAAUAAUGCCUCAUAAUGUACUGCAUAAAGUACCAUGCAAGUGCCACUAGUGUAAUAAAAAAAUGUGCUGUAAUGCUGCACUGUCAAUACUGUAAUAAAAAAAUCAAUUGUAACAAUGUAAUACAGAACCUUUUAGUAAUAUGGAAACACUUCCAGGUUAAUCCCAGGAAUGACCAGGACGCACGCACGCACACCUACCUACAUUAAAACGUGCUUUCCUUGCAGCUGUAUAGAAGCACUUUUCUGAAGUAAAAACAAAACUUGCUCUUCUCCACUGCAACCCUGCUUCACCCAAGAUAACUAAUGUAGCUAGCUAACGUACUUCAUUUGAAAUCACCUAGCUAAUGUUUACAAAGAGCAAGCACAAGUGCAUGAACAUGCUUGUACUCUGUCUGAAAACAAUGGAAGUGAGGCGUCCCUAUUUACUACAGGUGCUGCAUUUGUAUGUUCUUGUCUUUUUGGUAAUUCAUCUAGAGUUAAAGGUGCAAUAGUCAAUUUAAAUGUCUUACUUGUACAGGUAACCUGGAACAUAUGUAAACCAUGAUCAAAUAUAAAGCUUUACGCCUUGACCUCAGUGCAAGUGUAUUAUGUGGUUAAAAGAAACUGAUUUCUGGUCCAGAAUCUUUGGAUGUGCCUCCUGUCAGUCACUUUUAUUUAUUUUUUUAUUUUUUUUAUUUUUUAUUUUUUUAAGACACUAUAGGCCACUGUAGAUCCUGAGGGCAGAGCUUUGUGAAAAUUGGCAGGAAUCGCUCAAAUGUUGAAUCCACCAACUAGUGUUUAAAGACGAAUCCUUCCUAGUGCACCUCUUAAGUAUUUCCAUAUUCCAUUACAAAAAUAAAGUUUCAUUUGCGGUACAACACAUUAGCAUGUUAGAGCUUUAUGAGCCAUCGAGGUAUAUAAAAUGCUUACAAGGAAUGAUUACCAGCUUAUACAAUAAUGGAUAAGCAGAGUUCUAAACACUUUCAAUAGAAAGUAUUGACUACUGACAAUUACUUAAGGGGCUGAAAAUGGGGGGGGGGGUAUUUUUGGAUAACACCAAACAGGCUGGCCCUGUUUAACAAAAGAUUAUUGGGUUUGAACCAUUGUGAAAUUUAUUUUUGUUUUUUGCCCCUUUUUGGUUACCCAAGAUCAGUAUUUCCUACAUGGUCCAUCCGCAGUCAUGUGUGGUUUCAGGAGGUGAUUGUGCAAGCUAUUGUUCUUCGGUCACACAAUGAAUUACUCUGCAUUGCCUAGCAACAGUUCAAGUAAAGAGAGCGCAAAUGCUUUCUUUACUUGAACUGCUUCACAUGACUUGACAGAAACUGUAGCCACGCAUACACAAUAAUUUUUUUUUAUUGAUUUCCAGACAGGACAGGAAAAUUCUGAUAUUAAAGUCUCUUUUUCAGCUUUGGGUUGUUAAGAGAUCCACUCGUCCAAACCGUAUUGUUUCCUGAUGUUUCACCACGACCCUGCCAUUGUGUACUACUGGGCACAAAUAUAUUUAAAGCAUGUCUAACAAUGACCAGAUGUACAUAUCAUCUUUUAUAUUCUUUGUAAGACAGCGAAAACAAUACCAUAAUAUAAAUAUUCGUUCUUGUUGGUUGACCGAUGUGUUGUGAUUUGAUGUAAAAUAAUUCAGUCCUAUUUAUUUGAAUAUGAUGAUGAUGAUGAUGAUGAGGAUAUUUUUUGUUUUACGUGUAAUUUUUUAAUUUUUUUUUUUUGCCAGAGUUAUUUUUGACAUCAGUUCCUCUUCAUUGAUUGAUUACUUGUCUUUCCAGUAAUAAAGCUUGCCUUGUAUGGCAUUCAUGAA